Biomphalaria glabrata is the source of this 1956-nucleotide messenger RNA. RefSeq lists its product as uncharacterized. The transcript has 2 exons. Bases 487 to 1620 code for a protein of 377 amino acids. Gene Ontology annotation, molecular function: nucleic acid binding; zinc ion binding. The record is from RefSeq and is a predicted model, not a curated record. Lineage: Eukaryota; Metazoa; Mollusca; Gastropoda; Planorbidae.
CAUAUUAUUAUAUGUGUUGAUUGUUGAUAGUGAGGAUUGUACCAAUGCUAAAUUCAUCAUUUAUGAUUUUGAACUCAUCAUCAUAUGACUAUAGGUGUUGAUAUUUCAAGAUUGUGAUUUAUAUUCAUUUAUUUAAUUUUUCUUUCAUGUUAUUUUGUCCUUCACUACCACCGAGUGACGAGUGUCUUCUCGCUCCCGGCAACAGGCAAGUGUGUGGGGAUUGACCGUUGAUACCGGUGUUAGAGGCCAUCGUUCCUAUAUUGGUGUGUUGGAAGUCCCUGUAGCAGCUAUCUUUCUACGCAUCGGCCUGGAGUGAGGCGUUUUCUCUCCGACGUUGGAUACUACUCAGAUAGGUUUUCUCUUUCUUUGCCAUAUGACACACUCUAAGUUUUAGUUUACAUCUUAUGUCUGUAUAUUAUAGUAUAUCAUAGUAAUAAUAAUAAUAGUAUUAGUUGAUUUUGCUGAACACAGUACGGCACUUAGACCAUGGAAACCAGGUUAACGGUAAGGUCACAGUUUAUUAGUGAUGGCCGUGCUAUGGGGUACGAAGGGGAAAGGUUAGAGAAAUAUGUGAAGGAACGGAAAGCUGAAUAUGAUAGAGAUAAGGAAGUCGCGAAGGCAGAGGAAGAGGCUAGAAAGAAAGAGGCGAAGGCAGAAGAAGAGGCUAGAAAGAAAGAGGCGAAGGCAGAAGAAGAGGCUAGGAAGAAAGAGGAAGAAGCGAGAUUUGAACGUGAUGAGAAGGCCAAAAGCGAGGAACACGAAAGAUGGAAGGAAAGAGAUGCCAAGGAGUCAAUCAAGAGGAAAGAGGAGUUGGAACUUGCUAGGCUUAAAGAAAAGUCUGCGCCAGAGGCAGGCGGGGCGGCAGGACAGUCAGGGGAUGUGCGAUACAAGAAUGUCUUAGACAGGCUUGACAAGAGUUUCCAGGGAAUGAAAGAUGACGACGACCUCCUAGCUUACCUAACACACUUUGAGGCCGUUGCAGCAAGGUGCAAAAUAGAGAGAAAAGAGUGGUCUUUGCUGUUGUCAUAUAAACUGACCACCGCACUCAGAAACUUCAUGCUAAGGGACAGUCUGUUCCUUAGCGAGAAUUAUGAAGAAGUCAAGACUGUACUUCUUCGCCAUGCAGAUAUCAACGCGGAAACCUGCCGCAAAAGAUUCCAUCGCGUGAGACCUAGUCAAAAUGACUUUAGGAGAUAUGUAACAGAAUUGAAAACGGCCUUAGACAAUUGGUGCAAGAUGGCCGAAGUCGGUAAAACAGUGGAGGAGUUAAAAGAUCUGUUGAUCAAAGAUAGGAUCUUAGAAAGCGUAUCGAGUCGUGUAUACAGGAAACUGGUUUUGAGCAAGCACAGAACAGUAGAGAACAUGCUGGAAGUUAUAGAAGGCUUUAAGGUUGCUGGGUCAGAUGAGCCGAUUUGUAAGGAAGAGAGUGUAUAUAUGGCGGCAGCAUGUUGUGAACCUGUGGGUAAAAGAAAGGUAAUUGUGUGUUUCAGUUGUGGUGAAAAGGGGCAUAAUUCAACCGAAUGCCGUAAAGGUGUUUCCCCGUCUAACGAGAUUGAUGUUGAAGAUGUGAACUCUAAUGAUAUUGUCAGCGAUCAAGAUCAAAGGUCAAGACAUAGAUGACUAGCAUGUCGUCGCGAUUCGGAUGGUCGCCGUGGGUAUAAGUUAGUGCCGGAUCGCUACACAGUAACUGUUCAAAAUUUGCCAUUCAAUGUUAACUGGCAGAAGUUAAAAGAUAGAUUUAGAGAUGUUGGUUUAGUGGGAUUUGUGGAGGUUUUAAUGGCAAACGGGAAGUCGAUGGGCGUAGGUCAUGUAAAGUUAAGGAACCUGGCCGAUGUUGCGAGAGCAGUUAAAUAUUUAGACAAGUCCAAACUCGGAGGUAGGACUAUUGUAGUUGUCCCACAUCGUAUAAGUGCGCGGGGGUAACGAUAUGAUAACUUUGAUUCUCUGUUUUAUAUA